Molecule: messenger RNA, 1462 nt
Organism: Anguilla rostrata (American eel)
Lineage: Eukaryota; Metazoa; Chordata; Actinopteri; Anguilliformes; Anguillidae
Product: major histocompatibility complex class I-related gene protein-like
Exons: 5
Coding region: 82-1260 (392 amino acids)
Biological process (GO): immune response
Cellular component (GO): external side of plasma membrane
Source: RefSeq, a predicted model, not a curated record
UUGGCAGCAGUAUGCUAAAUAUUUUCACAAGGCUAUUCAUUGAUAACUAAUGCACCAGGGUGGAUAUAGUUGCGUUUAAAAAUGUUUCGCAUUUAUAGCAUUUUGUUGUUUUCGGACAUUGUUUGGCGCACGGUGUCAGUUAGUAACUCCCUUCUGGGUACCUACACUGCAGUGAAUACUGAUGAGUUCACUUCUGUUCUGUGGCUUGAUGGCGAAGCAGUCGACUCCUACAGUAGCAAUGGCAUGGACAGCGUGCCCCGUAGAAAUUGGAUGCGUGAAGGCCAUGGCCAUUAUCUGUGGAAGUUUGUCAAACGCCUUAAUAUGGAGCACUGGAACAGAGGCAGAACUGACAUCUUAAAAAAAUACACAGGACUUAACAUGUCUGGUGCUGCUGUCCUGCAGGGGAGGUUUGGCUGUGAGAUCGAGAGAAACCCUGACUCUGGUAUAAAUCUUACGAGGACCUUUGCUCAGUACGGAUGGAAUGGAGAAGACUUCCUGUCCUUCAGCCUCAGCAGGCUUCAGUGGGAGGCUUCAGCAGGAUCUGCAGUCCCCAUUACAAGGAAGUGGAACAGGGACCAGAACAUCACCAUGGAAACUAAGAACUACAUAGAUUACAUCUGUGUAUAUCACCUGGAGAGAAGUUUGUCCUUUGAACCAGAGGAGAGCCAGGAGACAGCUCAGCCCACAGCUGCAGUAUUCGCUAAGAGAUCUCUGAACCCUGGGAAGGUUAUUCUGACCUGCCUAGUUUCAGGAUUUCACUGCAGUAACACGACGGUGGAGGUUUAUCGGGAUGAUGACAUCAUCACUGAAGAAGACGGCCUUUUGUCUUCUGGGAUCAGACCAAACAGGGAUGGGACCUGCCAGCUGAGAAAGAGUUUGGUCAUCUCUAACAGCACUGAGGCAUCGUAUAGCUGUGAAGUCCUGUUUGGAAGUCUUAAACGACUGGUCAAAUGGGAUGGGAAAAUAUGGGGCCAGGCUGAACCAAAGCAAGACCACAACACGAGACGUCACCACUGGUGGCUUAUGGUACCACUGGUGUUGGUCAUUGCUUUAUUACUUGUGUUUCUCAUUCGGAUCCUGAGGCGCAGAUUGUGCACACAGGUAAGAAACCGGAGAAAUUCCCAAUGGAAUUAUGUCCCUGUAGGAGCACUCCUAGCAUCUUAUCUUGUCUCUUACAUUGAGGGGUACCUUGGAAAAAUUGUGUACAUUUAUAUCAGUCCUAAUUACCAUAAAAUUGACCAUAAAUUAUAUGUGCAGUAAAGGAGGGGAGGCUAAUGGGAAUUCAGUGUUGUUGAUUCUUCCAUUUAUUUACUGACCAAAAAGACAAGUGAGAAGAAAUACAGUUUAUCAGUUUGAUAGAGAAGCAUUCCAUUUGCAGAGAUACUGCUGGUGCUAAACCAGUGAGUUUUUUUUUGUGAAGGGCAAGCAUGAUGCCCACUUGCUGAUUUCUGAAGGGUUACAU